Penicillium cosmopolitanum is the source of this 1248-nucleotide messenger RNA. RefSeq names its product MFS general substrate transporter. Gene Ontology annotation, biological process: transmembrane transport. NCBI's taxonomy places the organism in Eukaryota, Fungi, Ascomycota, Eurotiomycetes, Eurotiales, Aspergillaceae. The annotation marks the transcript as partial. The record is from RefSeq and is a predicted model, not a curated record. Gene Ontology annotation, cellular component: membrane. Gene Ontology annotation, molecular function: transmembrane transporter activity. The transcript has 4 exons.
UACGGUACCGUCUUUGUUAUUUUUGUAUGUAAUGCACUUGGCUUUAUCGCGGCUGCAUUCUUCAUCGGCGCUUUGUCUCAAAAAGCCGGAACUGCGAAAGUUUUGAUAAUCGCUCAAGCCUUGUUGAUUCUGGGAUAUGCGGUCAUUAUUAUCACCCCGCCGUUUCCUGCUGUGGCUGCAUCUGUCGCUAAUUUGGAGUCCAGAUUCUUCGUUCUCGGCGUUAGUGCGGCGAUAAAUCUUGCGAUCGCACAAGUUUUCUGCUCAAAUUUACCAAACAAUACAGGAGUUCUCGGAGGCUAUCAGGCCUCAUAUGGAAUCGGUGGAAUCAGCGGUCCUUUGAUUGCCACCACGUUCAUAUCCUCAGGAAAGAUAUGGUCGCGAUUCUACGUUAUUGAAUUAGGACUCGCGGCGUUCAAUCUCAACUACAAACUUAAAUCAGUUUCUGACUUUUCACCUGCGACUGAUGAACGAUUCAACGAUGGCCGUCAUGAGUCGAAAACACGUCGGUUUAGCCAAAGAAAAUUGCAGUCUUUCAAGCUACUCAUCUCAAACAAACCGACAACUUUAGGCGCAUGCUUUAUUUUUGCCUAUCAAGGUGCAGAGGUUGCAAUCUCUGGCUGGGUUAUCUCUUUCCUAGUCCAAUUCCGCCACGGUGAUCCAAAUAAAGUUGGAUUCGUGACAGCUGGUUUCUGGGGUGGCAUAACGCUGGGUAAGCCUGCAGGAUCCGAGGAACUGAUCACUACUUAUUUUGAAACAGGGCGCUGCACACUAUCAUUUGUAGGCCAUCGAAUUGGGGAACGGCUGUUUAUAUUCAUCGUCACUGCUGGAUAUUUCAUCCUCUCAUUUUUCUCUAUAGCCGUAUCGCUGAUGUCUCCCCAUUCUAUUGUUCUCGAACUUCUCAUCUGGUUUGCGCCAUCAAUAGUAGGCAACUCGGUCGCCGUGGCCUUCUCCGGACUAAUACUGGGUCCCGUGUAUCCCUGUGCGACGCAUAUCUUCCAACGUCUCAUACCUCGAAAAAUGCCAAUUUCGUCGCUGUCCCUCAUUGGGUCUGUCGGAAGCUCUGGUGGUGCUAUAGCUCCGUUCAUGACCGGGAUGAUUGCGCAGCGUGCUGGCACAUUUGUACUCCAUCCGAUCUGCAUUGGGCUGUUUGUUUGCCUUGGGGCACCUGGUGGCUUCUUCCGGGGCCGGAGAAGAGAUCGGAAUGAUCUUUCAAACUUGAAUAUUGGAAUAAAUUCCAAGGUUAUAUAA